Messenger RNA from Drosophila mauritiana, 1421 nucleotides. RefSeq lists its product as uncharacterized. The record is from RefSeq and is a predicted model, not a curated record. The coding region runs from base 1051 to 1323 and encodes 90 amino acids. The transcript is spliced from 3 exons. Lineage: Eukaryota; Metazoa; Arthropoda; Insecta; Diptera; Drosophilidae.
GAUUUUUUUUUUUUUUGAUUAUUACUAUAACGAUGCCACACUGCGGACCGCGCCCCAAAAAAACCGUGAAUGCAUUCUUAAUGUGGAUAAAUUCCGCCGGGCGCAAUUACAUAAGAGCGAUGCAUCCCGGGAUCAGUCCCCAGGAAGUGUUAUUGAAGGGCAGUGUGAUGUGGGAAGCCAUGGUCGAUGAGGAGAAGGUCGUGUGGCAGUAGGCGGCACGCACGGCAAUGGCCGAUUACAAGAAGAAAUUGGAGAAGUGGAAUACACACAAAGAGCAGUCGGAGAAAACUACCCAAACGGAUGAGACGGUGGAUCGAUCUGCAUGAAGUGCGUUUAAACGUAAACGUUUUGUUGGGUCAUGCAUCCGCCAAAACUGUGCAGUAGACUGCGAGUGAAGAACUAUCGUUACUCGAUUGUGCCCAGUCGCCUAGACCCGGACGAACAUCGCGACCAUAACCAGCCCAGUUUCUCCAUUACCGCCGCCCCGGAACAUAACCGGCUGCAGGAGAGGAUCUCGAGUGGAACCAGUGCUGCCAUGGAUGACAACCAGGGGCGCGAGUAUUUAGUAGGCAUUGACUUUGAUUUCGCAUUACUUAUCAUGUGCACCUUCAGAUAUUUUUAGUUUUUCUCUAGAUCUUAACGAUAUACAGUCCAAUUCUACAACAAAUUUUCCAAGUAAACUUCAAAUAGAAAUUUUUUUUUUUUUUUGAUUAUUACUAUAACGAUGCCACACUGCGGACCGCGCCCCAAAAAAACCGUGAAUGCAUUCUUAAUGUGGAUAAAUUCCGCCGGGCGCAAUUACAUAAGAGCGAUGCAUCCCGGGAUCAGUCCCCAGGAAGUGUUAAUGAAGGGCAGUGUGAUGUGGGAAGCCAUGGUCGAUGAGGAGAAGGUCGUGUGGCAGUAGGCGGCACGCACGGCAAUGGCCGAUUACAAGAAGAAAUUGGAGAAGUGGAAUACACACAAAGAGCAUUCGGAGAAAACUACCCAAACGGAUGAGACGGUGGAUCGAUCUGCAUGAAGUGCGUUUAAACGUAAACGUUUUGUUGGGUCAUGCAGCCGCCAAAACUGUGCAGUAGACUGCGAGUGAAGAACUAUCGUUACUCGAUUGUGCACAAUCGCCUAGACCCGGACGAACAUCGCGACCAUAACGAGCCCAGUUCCUCCAUUACCGCCGCCCCGGAACAUAACCGGCUGCAGGAGAGGAUCUCGAGUGGAACCAGUGCUGCCAUGGAUGACAACCAGGGGCGCGAUGAAGAACUCACACCAAAAAGCACCCAACCACUAAAGAGGGUAAAUGCUGAGCCGCAAGGGCAAACUAAUUGAUGGAGGAAAAUUUCAAAUGUAAACCUUUAAUAAAUUGAACUAAAAUCAAAUAAAACCAACUUAAGGGAAUAUAAUUACACAUUAAGUGCUAGCCAGAU